AUGUCUGGCGAAGCUUGGCUCUACUUGUUGGCGGUACUGAUAAAUGCCGUCAACCUCUUUUUACAAGUUUUCUUUACGAUCAUGUACAGCGAUUUGGAAUGUGAUUACAUUAACCCCAUCGACCUUUGCAACCGGCUCAACGCAUAUAUCGUCCCAGAAGCCGCUGUUCAUGCAUUCCUGACGAUCCUCUUCGUUGUUAAUGGAUACUGGCUGGCUAUAAUUCUGAACCUCCCGCUACUGGCGUUCAAUGCGAAGAAGAUAUUCGAUAACCAGCAUCUUUUGGAUGCUACUGAGAUCUUCCGGAAGCUCAAUGAAUCUUUUAUCAAACUUGGGUUCCACCUGAUCAUGUUCUUCUUCUAUCUCUACAGUAUGAUUGUCGCCCUGAUCCAAGACGAAUCACAUUGA
Histoplasma mississippiense is the source of this 405-nucleotide messenger RNA. Its product is annotated as ER-derived vesicles protein ERV14. The coding region runs from base 1 to 405 and encodes 134 amino acids. NCBI's taxonomy places the organism in Eukaryota, Fungi, Ascomycota, Eurotiomycetes, Onygenales, Ajellomycetaceae. Gene Ontology annotation, cellular component: COPII-coated ER to Golgi transport vesicle; endoplasmic reticulum membrane. The transcript is spliced from 4 exons. The record is from RefSeq and is a predicted model, not a curated record. Gene Ontology annotation, biological process: endoplasmic reticulum to Golgi vesicle-mediated transport.